Messenger RNA from Xylona heveae TC161, 1772 nucleotides. RefSeq lists its product as hypothetical. The transcript has 6 exons. The coding region runs from base 1 to 1404 and encodes 467 amino acids. The record is from RefSeq and is a predicted model, not a curated record. Lineage: Eukaryota; Fungi; Ascomycota; Xylonomycetes; Xylonales; Xylonaceae.
AUGGCGGUCUCAAGAGUUGCAAUCGAUCUUCUUGGCGUGGAGGAAGUCUCGAAUGGUAGGCGAUCAAUCUUUCUGACUCUAGCCAACGAGCUUGUUGACUUGGAACAUCCGCCACCAAGUCUCGUGCUCGCGGCGCCUGAGCUGGCGCCAAGGCAGGAGGUGUUUUGGAUGCUUGCACCAUCCAAGUUCAACCUCCCGUUUCGUAUUAAUCUGCCGCUAGAUGUUGGUCCCGCGCCAUUUGUGUCCCGUCACGCGCGCAUUCGGUAUAUACUAUGCGCGACAAUGUUGAUAAAGGAUGCGGAAAGACAGUAUUUUGUUCGCAAGUCUAUUGAUGUAGGCUUGUUGUCAGUUUUUGAUCCAGAGAAGACCCUAAUCGCACUUCCAAGUCCCCUUAGUGCCUCUGACGAAACCAUUGCUCGUCGAUCACAUCCCUCUGAGAAGAUACAACUCACAGCAGCUUUACAUCGUCAGGUCUGGAUCAGUGGCACGAGUAUUUUCGUGGACGUGCACAUCGUUAAUCGGACCCAUAAAUGGAUCAAAAAACUCGACAUUGAGCUGCAGAGAAAUAUUUCAUUUUAUAAAAAUACUCCGGCUAGCACGCUUGAUAAGACCGUGCAUCAUCUGCGGGCAUCGGACUUCACUGAAAAGGAGAUAGCUGCUCGAGGAACGAUCAAAAAAGGUUGGAAAGGCGUAGCACCUCUGACCAACGAGCUGCGAACGUGCGAGCUUGAAGUACCUAGAGGGCAUUCCACUGUGAAAUCCGGUCGCUACUUUGAGGUUCGGUAUUUUCUAAAUGUCCUUGCUCGCUCCAAAUUCUCGAAGCUAUUGAUGGUCCAACUACCGGUCAUCAUUAUUCACAUGAAUACUCUGGAUGUCAUUCCAAAUUCUAUCAAUCAGGUGGUGGCGGCGAUUGAAGACAAUUCCGGUGACAUAUAUCAGCAUGAGCAGCCACCAUUACGGAAACACAGCUCGCGGUCCGUGAUCCCUGGGCGCGCUUUCUCAGCGCCCCGAAAGCAAUCUCUAUCCCGCCUGCAAGUGCAACAGCGGCAACAAAAAGAAGACAUUGCCGAGCUCACUCGGAUCCUUGACAGUAACCCUCAAAAAGCACCGCCUCGUACCCGCAGCUUUGUCGAUACUUAUGUUCCCAUUAUGGGUGAUUGGAAGAAGACACUGAAUACCACAGAAGGAGUCCCUCUUGUUCGCCGGACUCUUCGGCGAGCUUCCUCGAACGAACCUCCAGCAAGAAGAGCACAGAGUGGAGCAUCAGCUCUUGGUAUCAAUUACCUAGAUGAGACCGAAAAGGCUCACGGCGCGAGACGAGCAUCCACUAGUCUCAUCCGGAGAGGAUUGGGCUGGCCAGGAACUCCUAGAGACGAGAGCAACAUCUAUGCUUCCCGCCGUUAGUCUGGGAAUCAAUCUGCUGAAGAACGAGACGGUUCACAGUUCUCUUUUUAUUUCUGCCAUUUUCUUGCAUUCCAAGAACUGUUCACUUCUUCAUGUUAAGAUUUUACUCGAAAAUUUUCGUGCUCCACUACUCCAUCUACGGAUGCCUUUUUCCCUCAUCAUCUAAUUUCCCCGUCUUUACGCAAUGACAUCCCUCUUGCUUCUCAUAUCUUAUAUUAUCUACAACGUGCACAUACAACACUCUGUUUCUUCGCCCGUAUAACAUUGCAUUGAUACCCAGGCGCAUCCAAUUAUUAGACCUAUUUCUCGUCGAUCCAGCCCUCUGGCUGGUACUGUAACUUUUUACUUUUACUUUACAUUGUCCGUGC